AGGCCACCUUUGGGCGUUUGCUGGCAGCUUUGCAGUCUUGUGGAGCUGGAACUGCACAACGGCUGUCUCCUUUGGAGUUGGACCUGCGGGCGAAGAAUGAUGUGAAGAAUGAUUUGGCGCCAAUGCAAAAAUUAGUCUUGGAUGUGAAACUACAAGCACGGCAGGGGAUGAGGUACAACGAGGAAGUCGAAGAAAACGGGAGUCCCGACUGGAGGUCCAAUCGGAUUCUUGAUAGUUUACUCGAGCAUGUUCAUGAAGCUGAACUGGAGGUCCCAACUGUGGAUGAGACGGAGGCGCCCAAAUAUUUGGGGCCGCCGCGGCUGAAAAUGUUGCUUUCUGAAGAUGUCUUGAGACAAUAUGUGAAAUCCCAGGAAUACAAGAAAUCCGCACAUGUGAAAGCAAAUGUGUCCAGAACGCGUCCCAUCCAGAAUGCUGCACAUGGAGCUCCAGAAAGUUGGGGUCGCUUUUGGACAUGUGUGCAGCGGAGCCCACAGAAAAAGGAACAUCAGAAGUUGGAAGAACGGUUGCAUGCAUAUUUCCAGUCAACAGCCAUGAAGCUAUCACAUGACGGACCCCUCUACCAUGGCACCGAGCAGAGGAUGUGCAAUGAUCCAUUUCUCAGCAAGUCUCACUUGACGGAACAUUCUGUCCAUUAGUCUCGCGCAUGAGGCAACCUUGCUUGGCCCUCCCGACGGCGCACAUAAACAG
Molecule: messenger RNA, 708 nt
Organism: Durusdinium trenchii
Lineage: Eukaryota; Dinophyceae; Suessiales; Symbiodiniaceae
Source: the annotation of a GenBank genome assembly